AUGGCUAACAAAUGUUGGAAAACAUGGAUGAAAAUUGCCAUUGUGUCGAUCGUGCUUCUAUUGACAACAACAGCUGAUUUCACGACAGAAUGUCAAAGGCCCUGUGACUGUAGAUGGCAGUCUGGGAACAAAGCCGCUAUUUGCUCAAACUCAAGUUUGAGGAUCAUACCUGCUAAUCUUAGUAAUGACAUCCAAAUCCUAGACCUCUCAAAUAAUCCUUUGCAACAGUUACACCAAGAAGCCUUUAAGAGGGUUGGCCUUAGUAAUUUAAAGAAAUUAUUCCUAAGAGAGUGCAGUAUAGAAGCGGUGCAUAAGGGAGCAUUUGUCACGCUAGCGAUUAUGAUAGAAUUAGAUUUGUCCAAAAACUUAAUACGAUACCUGCAUCCCGACACAUUUAAGGGAACUGAGAAACUAAGGUUGAUAAAUUUGAACAACAACUUUAUAGAUAAACUAGAGGACGGAACAUUCCGCAAUUUGAAGUUCCUACAGAAAGUGGAAAUGAGCAAUAACAGGAUAGUUAGAAUUGGUACCAAAGCAUUUACAAACUUGCCGCAGCUUAAGAUUCUACGUUUUGAUGGCAAUCUUUUGAACCAUAUGAAGCCGGAAACGUUGAGUGCAUUGAGAAACUUAUCCGGCUUGGACCUUCACAACAAUCCCUGGCGAUGUGACUGCAACCUCCAGUCAUUCCGAGACUGGGUAAUUGGCCACAACUUGUACACUCCUCCAACUUCCUGCGCGGAGCCGACUUCGAUACGGGACAAACUUUGGAACGAAUUAGAUUCAUCAAACUUUGCCUGUCGGCCUACGAUUCUCGAGCCUCUGCCUGACUCUACAAUCAAAAGUUACGACGAUAACGUUACUCUGACUUGCAAAGUUGUGGGGAAUCCUCCGCCAGACGUCAGUUGGCGCUUUAACGGGAAACUUUUAGAAAUAAGAUCUUUUGGGGAAAUACGGUAUUCUACGGCAGAAAACACAAUGGACCUGAUUCGAUGGGUCAACUUGACAAUCAUACAUGCGCGUUACAGUGAUAAAGGAAACUACACGUGCGUCGCCGAAAAUCCUGGUGGAAAAGAUGAGAAAACAAUAUUUCUUGUUCUAUCUAAGUUCUCAGGUUCGGGUACCAUAGCUGGGAUGGAUACGGACUCCUUUGCUAUUCUUGUCGGUUGCUUGACAGCUAUCGUAAUCAUAUUCGGUGCUGUACUAGCAGCAUGCUUUUUUAAGUCACAAAACGUCGAAAUGAAAAGAUUGAUCAAAACGGACACUCGAUCGUCAAAUGGAGAAGCUCUUAUCGAAGGAUCAGUAGCCUCCGAAACGGAGAAAGGAAUAAAGACUGAAGUGAAUCCGAUAACUAAACCCCCUAGAAAAUAUGAAACUCCUAUGUCGCUCACCAGCGAAACAACCGAGAUGUCGGAACUCAACAAGACUUUACUGGAGAAUGAGUCCGUGUUAGCGUCCUUUGAACAAAAUAUGAAACGACGUCAAGAAGUAGAGAUGUCGAAGAUGUCUAGGGAGAUUUUACUGGAUCGACCACCGCAAGAACAUCAAGCCUAUCCUCCGGACCUUCUGACUUUUCCUCUUAGAAAUAAUACUCAAGUAUCGCCUAGCGGGAUUUCGUCUGUACACGAGAAGCCACAAAUGAAUCAAAAGCAUAUAGGAAGCCCGAUAAAAUCACCUAGUUCCGAUACCGACAUAAGCCCAAUGGUAUAUCAUAGGUUUCACAGUCCUAACACGCAUCACGGAACAACGCCGCUCGUCAACCCAAAAGGAUACGUAACCCUACCGAGAAGGCCUAGAGUGAGCUACCCCGAAAGUAUUCGUCCGCAAGUAUUUUCGAAUCUCAAUGGUGUCAUACCAUACUACGAUAGCUUUAACAUGAAACUGUUUGGUAACGGGGGAAACUACUACAGUCUGAACAAGAGUGAAAUGGACCUUGGUCCUAUUGCGAAAUAUUACCUGCAAGACGAUGUAGAGGAUACUGAACCAGCCCCUUCACCGGCUCCAGGAACUCCCCACGCAACGAUCCCUAGGAAUAGCCUAAGUUCUCCGAAUAUACACAAUCAGUUGCUGACCUUACAAGCAAUGUCGAUGAAUACCGCGCAAGGAAGAAAAACUUCACAGCACAGACCGCUGAAGGUUACGGUGGCUGAGAAUGAUAGCUUUCUCAAGAACCCUAUCAAAGAUCAGCGCACGACGUAUAGCGUAAAUGUAGUCAGUGGUACCCUAGGUAGAACGAAAACUGUUCCAAAUCAACCGGCUCAGCUAAGAAAGAGACAUUCCGGGGAGAUUAAAGAACCAUUUCUCAACACAAUAGAAAACGCCACGCAGGUG
Messenger RNA from Iphiclides podalirius (scarce swallowtail), 2328 nucleotides. Lineage: Eukaryota; Metazoa; Arthropoda; Insecta; Lepidoptera; Papilionidae. The record is from the annotation of a GenBank genome assembly.